AGCUUGCCUCCGUCGUCUCGCGCCUGUCUGUGCGGUGAGCAGCGCGAGCGGCUCAGCUGUUUGAACCUCAGACAGUCUGAUCCCGGGUCCGUGACUGGGUCUGAACCAGAACUGAGUUGUGUUUUUCUGCUUUUAACGGAUGUCAGAGUCUGAGUCAGGGACACAAAUGUUUUGUUUUACUCGAUCUUUAACUUUUUUCCUCAUGUCAUAGCGUCUGUCCUGUGUUGUUUUUGUCCCUCAUUUGUCCCUGUUGUGGGACAGGAAUGUGAGUGUCAGUGACAGUGACAGUCAGAACCGGUAUAUUCACGGUAUAGGAGGAGCGGUCCGUCUGUGCAUCACCUGCCCGGUCCUGGUGAUGCUGUUCGGAGUGGAGCGGAGCCCACAAACUGGGGAAACCAUGCCGGGUAUGAGAGGACUUAUUCUCCUCGGUGUUUGUCUGACCCUCCACACAUGCCGGGCCAUCCCGAACCAGCUGCCCGACCUCGGCACAGACCCGCACGGGUUUCCCUCCCUCACCGACCCGCUGCUGGAGUACGACCAGCUGGACGAGGAGUUGGGAGGCGGAGGGAGACGGAAUUGGACCGGCGGGGAGGAAGGAUGUAGGCCGUGUGAGCUGGACCUCUGCCCGGAGACCCGCGGCUGCCGGGCUGGUCUGGUGCUGGACUCAUGCGGCUGCUGUCAGGAGUGCGGAAACCUGGAGGGCCAGGCCUGUGACUUGGGAGACCGGGGCUUCUUUUACGGGCUCUGCGGGACCGGGCUGCGAUGUCAGACGGACCCGCGGCCCUCAGGUGGAGGUGGAGGAGGAGAGGAGGAUGAAGAGGAGGAGGAGGACGAGGUGGUGUGUGUGUGUGAGGAACAGGAGCCUGUGUGUGGAGGUGAUGGAACCACAUACAUGAACAUGUGUCAGUUCAGAGAGGUUGCGUUCUUCAAACCUGAACUCAAGAUCAGAGGGAAGGGACCUUGUAAAACAGUCCCCAUCAUUAAGGUCCCUCCUCAGAGUCAGGUGAAUGGGACAGGAAGUAGCCUGGUGUUCCUCUGCGAGGUCUUUGCUUUUCCCAUGGCGCUGGUGGAGUGGAGGAAGGAGGGACAAGACGUCAUCCUGCCUGGGGAUGACCCCCAUAUCUCUGUCCAGUCUCGGGGCGGGCCUCUGAAAUUUGAGCUCUCCAGUUGGCUGCAGAUUGAGGGGGCGGAGCCAGGAGAUGCUGGGACAUACCGCUGCAUUGCUCGUAACAACCUGGGAUCUGUCUCCGCCUCUGCUGUACUGGGAGUACUGGGAGCAGAGGAACUCUCGUCCUACCUGGCUAACAGAGUUUCAGUGAUGGAGCAGCUGAUGGAUGCCACAGACUAUGACCAUGACUCCUACUGAGACACACGUGACAUCAUGACAUCACUUCUUGCUGUGUGGGGCUCGACUUGGUUUGUCUGCCAUCACAAAAUAGACAAGAAAUACAUCACACUCAAGUGAUGGACGACACAGACUCUAAUGAAACACAGAGAGGAUUCUGCUUCAGCUCACUUUGUUUUCAGUGAGUGACUAAUAAUAUUAAAUAUUCAUAAUAUUUGUAUCCGUCUGUAUCAUCGCUCUAAAAGUGACAGGAGGCUCAGCUUGUUUGGUUCUCCUGAAUUACAAACGUUAUAUAUUUUAAAAUAAAAGUGAAAAAACAAA
Messenger RNA from Solea senegalensis (Senegalese sole), 1666 nucleotides. It is a transcript of the gene kazald3, whose product is annotated as Kazal-type serine peptidase inhibitor domain 3. Lineage: Eukaryota; Metazoa; Chordata; Actinopteri; Pleuronectiformes; Soleidae. Gene Ontology annotation, biological process: regulation of cell growth; regulation of signal transduction. The coding region runs from base 356 to 1366 and encodes 336 amino acids. The record is from RefSeq and is a predicted model, not a curated record. The transcript has 4 exons. Gene Ontology annotation, molecular function: insulin-like growth factor binding. Gene Ontology annotation, cellular component: extracellular region.